CGUCGCGAUACAACCAAUUCAGUCAAUCAACUCAUCCAACUCUUUUAGCAUUUUCCGUCGCUAGACGCAGUGCAUUGCAGUGCAACUUGUGUCAGGAUGGCAGAACAGGCUGAUCAGAAGCAGACCCCCUCGGGGUCUUCCGAAACAACCAAACCCGUCCACACCAUCAUCCUCGAUUCUUCGCCCCUCCUCCUCAACACACCCAGCAUCUCGACGCUCCUGGCCAACGGCCACGUCCUGGUCACGACGCCAUCCGUGCUCGCGGAAAUUCGUGCCCCCGAAGCCCGCCAACGGAUCGAUACCCUGUAUAAACCGUUUUUGACCGUUCGGACACCCCGGCCAGAGAGUGUGAAGAGAAUUAAAGAGUUUGCGCGCAAGACUGGUGAUGGGGCUGUAUUGAGUCAGACGGAUUUUGAAGUGCUCGCGCUUGCGUAUGAUAUUGAGUGUGAAAGGAAUGGUGGGGAUUGGAGAUUAAGGAGUAUUCCGGGCCAGAAGAGGGUUAAUGGGCGGCCGCCUGUUCAGGAGGAGGUCGGAGGAGAGGGUGAAGGUGAAGAAGAGGGGCAAGAGUUGGAACAGGGAGGGAAUACGGAGGAUGCUCUCGAGCGCAGCGUUGAAGCGCUGGAGAUUGCGGAUGGAGAUACUACCGGCCAAGAGGAUACAGAGGUGACACAGGCCGUGGAUGCCCAGGAAGGACAACCAGAGGCCGACACUACGAGUGCUCUCGAAGUGUCAGAGGGACAAAAUGAUACCAAGGCCGAUCAACCUGCCGAUACCGAUGCACCAACACAGCAGUCACUUUCCUCGGAACAGCCGAGCGAACAGACUGCUGAAGUGGCAGAAGAAGCAUCAGAUGAGGAGGGCUGGAUAACCCCGUCCAACAUCAAGAAGCGGCAAGCCAAAGACGAGGCGGCCGACAGCAAAGCCCGCCCAGAAACAAAGCAUCUACAAGUGGCCACGAUGACGGGCGAUUUCGCCAUGCAGAAUGUGCUCCUGCAGAUGAACCUGAACUUGUUGUCCACCAAAACGUGUCAGAGAAUUUCUCAAAUCAAACAGUUCAUUUUGCGAUGCCACGGCUGUUUUGCUACGACCAAGGACAUGACCAAGCAAUUCUGCCCGCGUUGUGGGAAACCAACUUUGACCCGAGUGAGUUGCACCACCAACGAUAAAGGAGAGACCAAACUGCACCUCAAGGCAAACAUGCAAUGGAACAACAGGGGUAACGUGUUCCCCAUACCAAAACCCACGAGUGGAAGUUCAAACCAGAAAUGGAAAGGACCAAGACAAGGCGGCGGUCAAGGGGGUUGGGGCAAUGAUCUUAUUCUGGCAGAAGACCAGAAAGAGUAUAUUCGAGCCAUGUCUACGAUGAAACGGACCAAAGAGAAGGAUCUCAUGGAUGAGGACACUCUUCCCAACAUCCUGAGCGGGCGCAGGUCUCAAACAUCAGGUGGGAGACCAAAGGUUGGGGCUGGCCGCAACAUCAAUUCCCGGAAACGAUAGUUUCAGACGAUGAUUUUAAAAAAUUUUAUGAGGAUGAAGCAGACCACUGCAUGUCGGUUGGACCACGACUCUUUCCUGAUAUAGAUUUUCCCUGCCUGUGCUUAAUGACCACAUUUCUCUCGCUCUAACCAAACGCCAAUGCGCC
Molecule: messenger RNA, 1642 nt
Organism: Exophiala dermatitidis NIH/UT8656
Lineage: Eukaryota; Fungi; Ascomycota; Eurotiomycetes; Chaetothyriales; Herpotrichiellaceae
Exons: 1
Coding region: 97-1497 (466 amino acids)
Biological process (GO): maturation of SSU-rRNA; ribosomal small subunit biogenesis
Cellular component (GO): preribosome, small subunit precursor
Molecular function (GO): RNA endonuclease activity
Source: RefSeq, a predicted model, not a curated record